Messenger RNA from Closterium sp. NIES-67, 4924 nucleotides. The record is from the annotation of a GenBank genome assembly. NCBI's taxonomy places the organism in Eukaryota, Viridiplantae, Streptophyta, Zygnematophyceae, Desmidiales, Closteriaceae.
CAGCCAACUUCAUUCCCCAACCCUCUGCAUUUUCAGCUUUGUUCUCUCGCAAGUCGCCCAGUCGGUUGCUCUUUCGAUUGCCCACUGCCGCGUUCCAGACUUCAAGUCCGUGUUCAUGGCGUGCGCAUCAUCCUAUCACUACUACCACUACUAGUACUAGCACUACUAGCGCUGCUGUGAGCGAGCCUCAUUCAGCCAGCCUUGAGCCUUAGCCUUGAGCCUUGAGCCUUGAGCGCAGUCGUCGCUGAGCUGCGGGAGCCUUGAACCGUCCUGCACUUCCACGUGUAGAGGUUGGCGCCACUGACUCGUCCACUCGCGGCAUUCCCCCUCUGGGAGGCACAUCCUCCCCUCGGCAAGCCACGGCGCGCUCUCACACCCGCCCUCGGCUUCGCCACGUCCGUCGAGCACUUAGUACUAGGAACGAGAGGAGUCAGCACCGGCGAUUUGCAGCGGCUCCCCCUCGCAAGUUGGAGCGGCACCAUGCUGCGCUCCAGCCUCACCUGGCCGAUCUGGCCUCCCCUGGCGGCGGUGUGCCGCCCGGGACGGCGAAUGGCGUGUGAGCGGGUGCAGCGCGCGCUGCCAGCGGCACUCGCGCUGUGCCUCGCCGCUGUCCUUGCCACCACGCCCCUCGCGAUGGUCGGCGCCCAGCCGUUCGAGGCCUCGCAAGCGCAAUUCCUUGAGGACUGCCGGAAGGCAUGGUCGUCGACCUUCAGUGGGUGGGACGGCCGCAAUACCAACUGCAACACUGCCAUGGGCAUCAAAUGCGACAGAAGCGGGAUGAUCUUGCAGAUAUCUCCUCCAGCGAGUUACAUGGCCUCUCUAGGAGGGCCCAUUCCGAAAUCCAUCAGCAAUCUCCGAAAGCUCACUUACCUCGACCUUCAAAGCCGAUCUCUCACUGGCUCAAUCCCCAACGAAAUCGGCUCCCUUACAAACCUGGCACAGCUAUAUCUAUAUGACAAUCAUCUCACUGGUUCAAUCCCCAGUGGAAUUGGCAAUCUAAAAAAUCUAGAACUACUGCAGCUCCGUAAUAAUCAACUAAACUUUAUCCCCGAUGCAGUCGGCAAUUUAACAAAUCUUCUUGCACUGUAUCUUCAGGACAAUCAAUUCGCGGGAUCAAUCCCCAGUACAAUCGUCUCUCUUGCAAAACUCCAAGUUCUGUAUCUUGGAAACAACCAGCUCACUGGUUCGAUUCCUGCAGUCGAUUCUCUAACAGAUUUGGAAACCCUGGAUCUCUAUAUGAACCAACUUACUGGCUCCAUUUUCAGCACAAUUGGCUCUCUGAAAAAGCUGGAAUACCUGAAUCUCAGAAACAAUCAACUCUCUGGCCCCAUCCCUGAUAGCAUUGGCACAUUGACAGCAAUGAAACAACUAAGCCUCGAAGUCAAUCAGCUCACCGGCUCAAUUCCCACUACUAUCGGUUCUUUUAAAGAGAUCGAAGCUCUAAGUCUUCGCAGAAAUCUGCUCACUGGCUCAGUCCCUGUUGGAAUCAGCUCAUUCUCAAUAAUCAAAUACCUGUUUCUUGAGGAGAACAAGCUGGAAGGUGACCUACCAAAAGGAAUCUUCAACCUCGUGUCGCUGCAGAAGCUGGGGCUCCAAGGUAACCGUUUUGGCGGAUCGAUUCCCAAUGCAAUUACCAGACUUACUACUUUAUCCUACCUGACACUCUCAUUCAACCAGCUGUAUGGAAGCAUACCCGCUGCACUCACCGGAAUGACAAAGCUGACAGAGUGUGAUCUCUCGCACAACUACCUCACGGGCCCCCUUGUGAAGCUUCCACUGGUCCAAGUGAAGCUUUCACACAACUACUUGUCGGGUCUUUUGCUGAACUCAGACUGCACCCAGCCUCAAACCCUCAUUGCCAACUGCUUCACUCUGCCCGAGGGCUGCAGCUCCUCGGUACAGCGGCCUGCAGCGGAGUGCCUGGCAUUCUGUGGCGUCUCCAACACCACUGCUGCUUGCGGCGGUCAUGGCACGUGCUACCCGGACGGACCCAGCUUCGCGCCCACGUGCUUGUGUGAACCUGGAUUUUUGCAGCUCGGAACAAUCAACUGUGCUUCCCCUGGAUGGAACCAAAGCUUCGACGGGCCUAUUCUCCCCCCGAGCACUGUGCUCACCAACGGGACGCAGCAGGAGACAGCGGGGAAGUUCAUGGCAAAGCCGGUGACCCUGUUUGCAUACCCGGCUGGUCCGAGCCCGGGCUGUGGCGUGGAGCUGGCUUUCAGUGCCAACUUCACCUUCUCCCUUACCCCCAAGUCUGGCACGGUCGCUACCAAUGGCUUCGCGUUUGUGAUAAUGGCAAAGGCCCAGGUUGGAAGCGGUCGUGUAGGGUUUGCUGGAGUGGGAAACCGGAGUAUUGCCGUUGUGUUUGACACGCAGUACAGCAUGUUCAAGUUCGAGUCGUAUGUGGGGCUGAAUGUAGACGGCAACGACACACCAUUGGUCAAGAAGGCAUCAGUGUUCAGACUCGUCAACGGCAGCAUCUACACGGCGUGGGUGGACUACCAGCCUGAGGGUUCCGGGACCAUUCAGGUGUUCCUGGCUGCUUCGGCGGAGAAGCCAGCAGAGCCUCUACUGCAGUGGAGUGUGGCGUUGUGUGAGGUGCUGCAGGCUAGCGCAAAGCAGCAGGCGUUCUUCUUUGGCUUCGUGGCAUCCACCACAUUCACAUGGAACCCCUUUCUGAAGACCGUCAUUCGCAGCUCUGCCGUGCGAACGGGCAUUCCUCCACCCAAGAAAGUCGUGAUCGGAAAUGAAGCUCUUGGCCUCUCGAUAUCUACAGCCACUUUCGCACCUUCUGGAGCCAGCCCCUUUUCGCGUUAUGUGAGCGCGGGUUACAGCCUGUCAAACAAAAUGGAGGACUCGUGGCUCAUUCGUGACGAGCAAACCUGGGACUCCGUGCCCUUUCUUGGAUGGCCCGUCAAGAACCAGGGCACCUGCAGUGCCUGCUGGGCUUAUGCGGUGGUGGCAAGUGUGGAGGCAGCGUACGGCAUUGCAACUCAGCAGACGGCUCCCCUGCUGUCAGUGGAGCCACUCUUUGCAGCCAUGGGACUCACACAAGCCAACAAGUGCACAGCCGGAGGAUCUCCCACCGUGGCCUUUGAGAAGCUGAUUACUCUUCCUGCCGGCACUGGACUCACAGGGGGCACUCAAUCGGCAAAAUGGUAUCCGGUGCAGGCGUUUGAGCGCACACGAUUCAAGGGGUAUGUGGGGCUCAUGCUGGCAGUGCAGCACCAGCCAGUGGUCGUUCACAUUGAGGCUUCUGCUCCCACGUUUCGCGACCAUAAUGGCACAUUUAAGUACAUGGACGCAGGCUGCUACACUGGCAAUCUGAACCAUGUCGUACUCGUUAUUGGCUACUCCGUUAUAGUUAGCGAUGCCAGCCAGAUUGGUCCUCCGUUUUGGAUCAUCCGCAACUCGUGGGGAGAUCGGUGGGGCGACAAGGGCCAUAUGCGCAUGGACAUCCAGGGAGGCAAUGGCGUGUGCGGCAUCAACGUGCUGCCUGGCAUCUACCCCGUUAUCAAGAUUCCAGAAGACCCGUGCAGCCAAAGCAGCUAUCAGUUUGAUCUGGAGCCGCAGCCCAGCAUGAACCCGUGUGGACGGUUCCCCUGCCAGGCGCUUACAGGUGGCGGCAACAAGUGCAGCUGCAGCAUUUCCAAAGCUACCACUCAGCCGUUUGUCGAGGUUGGGAAUGGAAACGGCUCCAACACAUGUGCUUAUGUGCAAGUAUGCCAGUCGUACUUCAGCAACCCCUGCUCCACGGGCACAUGCAUCAACGACGGGAGGGGCUCCUACUCCUGCAUCUGCCCUCCCAACUACGUCCAAAGCACAACUGAAUACAACACCCCUACUUGCGACCCAGUCAAUACCACAGCCACCACCAUGACAGUCAGUGGAGACAAAUGGAGGUGUUCGGAUGUUUAUCAGCUGGUUGGCCUCUCUUUGGAUCAAUUCAAGCUUCAGAACAAGGCCGUAGAUUGCACCCAACCGUUGACCAAGGGCAGUGUCCUUCAGCUGAAUGGAACUCCCACCACACCCUGCACUGCCUUCUUCUACUCCCUCAAUGGGGACAACUGUGCGUCCAUUGGCGUGAAGCUCAAAUUUGAUGUGAGCCGUCUUACCAGUCUCAACCCCGGCCUUGACUGCUCCGGAGUCAUCCAGGCGGGCGGCUCGGUGUGCGUCGAGCGCAAUGCUGCCUUGGCCUACAUGGUUCCCGUGUGCACGUCAUCCGGCGUGCUGACACGUGAAGACACGUGCGACCGGCUGCUUCAGAGGACCACCACGGCUGAGCUGUACCGCAACAACCCCGGCCUCACCUGCUCCCCCAACAUCCCUUCCUCUGCCUCUGCUGUUGGCAGCAAGAUAGGCGUGGAGGUUUGCCUGAGUGCAACGUAUUGGCCAUUCAAAGAGGGCCUUUGCACAAAGGGAAGGAUGAAGAACGUCAAACCAUCACUGGCGUGUUCAGCUGCUUACCGCUUCUACGAUGGGUCAAUCGCAAAAUUUGCUGACUACAAUCGUGGCAAACGCUGUUCUGAGAACAUCGGAUCCACCAAUUAUCUUUGUGUGCCUUGAUAACUUUUGGAUGGUUCCUAAGACAUCUCUAGACAUCUGUGAGCACUUGUUUUAUGCAUAACUCUAUGCUAGGUUUUCGUUCCUUCUUGAUAAGCCCCUAUGAGUGUUACCGUCAUCCCCCGGUUAUAGGCGCAUAGUACACUUGGAGCAUUGUGCUCAAGGCCCUUGGCUAAAACUACAAAGUUGGGGGUCACUUGAAACUCCAGCUGUGCACACGGCUGCCGUUCCUGGGCGUGCUGGCGGUGGUGAGCUUUGUGAUCGUGCCCUGGUGCUCGCUGGCUCUGCUCUGCUACCUGGCUGUCUUUCUCUUUGUGGCAGUGCCGGCGGCGGUGUGCCUGGUGCUGUCGAUUUACUGGUC